Brassica oleracea var. oleracea is the source of this 711-nucleotide messenger RNA. RefSeq lists its product as uncharacterized. Bases 1 to 711 code for a protein of 236 amino acids. Lineage: Eukaryota; Viridiplantae; Streptophyta; Magnoliopsida; Brassicales; Brassicaceae. The transcript has 2 exons. The record is from RefSeq and is a predicted model, not a curated record.
AUGGGAUCGUUUCAACGUAACAAAUCCAGUCAUUGGAUUGAUAUUAAAGGCAAAGGGAUCAUGUAUGAUGAGGAUGAUGAACCGAUCAAGUUAACUGAUCAAGACACUCCCCAAAAUAUUACGGAAUUCCAGUUAUCUUUGAUUGGAAAGAUUCUGAACCCGAAGAAACAAAAUGUCGAAAAGCUUCUUCAGAAAAUGCCAUCGCAAUGGGGCAUGGAGGACCGUAUUACCGCUAACGAUUUGGGUAAUGGAAAGUUUCUUUUGAACUUUACCACAGAGGAUGAUCUCAACUCUGUCCUUCGAAAGGGCCCGUUCCACUUCAACUUCUGCAUGUUUGUGCUGGUUCGAUGGGAACCUAUUGUCCAUGAUGAUUACCCUUGGAUAAUCCCUUUCUGGACUCGAUUGAUUGGUGUUCCACUUCACCUGUGGACGGUUAAUAAUCUGAAGGAGAUAGGAGCUCGGUUGGGACAUGUUCAUCAGGACCAAAUUGAGCUAAUGGAAGGGAGAAUGCUCAUUGAUAUUGAUACUCGUCGGCCGCUGAAGUUUGCAAGGAAGGCUGAAUCUCCGGAAGGGGAUGAGGUUACAAUUGAGAUCAAAUACGAGAUAUUGUGGGAUGCUAGAACUUCCUUUUACGGGAGACAUGCUUUCAUGGGUAGGGAAGAGAGCAGGACAUGUCACUGUUCGAUGUCGCCUAGACAGAGCAGUAGGUAA